Molecule: messenger RNA, 3431 nt
Organism: Linum trigynum
Lineage: Eukaryota; Viridiplantae; Streptophyta; Magnoliopsida; Malpighiales; Linaceae
Source: the annotation of a GenBank genome assembly
GAGAAUUCCAUUAGAGAUUCUAGCCUUCAUGGGUUACGUAUUCACAGAGAAGCUCCGCUGAUCUCCCACCUAUUUUUUGCGGAUGAUUCCUACCUAUUCCUCCGUGCCUCCUCUACUGAAUGUGCCCGUAUAAUUGAAAUACUUCAUGAAUAUGAAGUGGUGAGUGGGCAACGAGUUAAUCUCCAGAAAUCAGCCGUUACAUUUAGUGCUAAUGUCUCAGAUCUGGAAGCUACUCGUCUAGCUGGUUUACUUGGUGUGUCAGCAAUUGGAGUUCAUGAUAGAUAUCUUGGUCUUCCAUCCCAGGUUCAUAGAUCUAAAAUACAAACCUUUCGGUAUAUUGAAGACUCCUUAGCAAACCGUAUACGUCAUUGGAAGUCAAAAAACAUGUCUUUGGCUGCCAAAGAAGUAGUUAUCAAAGCAGUGGGGACAGCAACUCCCGUCUUCGUGAUGUCCUGUUUUAGACUCACUUCUGAUUUGUGUAGAAGGAUGAACGGACAACUCUCCACCUUUUGGUGGGCAGGCCAAGACAAGGAAAAAGGUAUACAUUGGUUAUCAUGGUCUGAAUGUUGUUUCAGCAAAUUUGAAGGAGGAUUGGGAUUUAGAGACUUUGAUAGGUUCAAUGUAGCAAUGCUAGCCAAACAAGCCUGGAGACUUAUCUGUGAACCGGAAAGUACUCUUGCCAGAAUGUACAAGGCAAGGUACCAUUACACCGAUCAUUUCCUUCUAGCCCGUCAGGGGGCACGUCCUUCUUGGGCUUGGCAAGGUAUCCUGCAGGGUAGAGAUCUACUGAAUAAAGGUCUUCGCUGGCAAGUAGGAUCAGGAACUAAGAUAAACACCUUACUCGACCCUUGGCUACCAACAGACCCUCCUUCUAGCCCUGUGUUGUUAAUUGGUGCCUCCCUAGAUCACCCAAUGGUUUCUUUUCUUCUGGAUUCUAAUGCUAUGGAGUGGAAUCUGGACUUGCUUAAAACCAUAUUUCCCCCUGUCACGAUCGACAAAAUCUUAUCCAUCCCUCUCCCAUCGUCCCCCCAAGAAGAUAAAUUGAUUUGGCAUUAUGACAAGUCUGGUCAUUAUACAGUUAAAUCAGGGUACCACCUUCUUUCGAAUGGUUUAAAUUUACCCAGAAACUCCCUGCCAUAUUUUUUGAACACCAAGUUCUGGAAAUUCUUGUGGAAUAUUCCAAUGCCUCCUAAGCUCAAAUUCUUUCUUUGGAGAUUGGUGCGUGGGUUUCUACCAGUUAAAGGAACCCUCCUUUAUAAGAAAAUUAUUUCAUCAGGUCUAUGUCCUGUUUGCUGCGAGGUAAAUGAAGACUUCAAACAUUGCUUCUUCGACUGUAGAAUCACUAGAGAACUGUGGACAUUAUCUGACCUUGACCAUAUAAGAGAUAUGAUGAGGGAAAGUCCUAUGGAUCUUGCGUGGAGAAACCUCUUUCUCACGCCCCAUAUCUCCAAGAAUGAUGUAGCUUUCAUUGUCUUCUUAUUUUGGAGAAUAUGGAAAGGCCGAUGCAAGGCUACUUAUGGAUACAUUUUAUACAGGUCUCAUGUCCUAUACAGGCAACUAUUAGCGCAGGUGGAGGAAUGGAGAAUGGCAGAAGCACAGAAGGUUCAGAGAUCCGAAGAAGUCCAAAGGUCAAUACCCCACUCUUCCUCAGGCCAAGGUCCUCAUUCAAGGAGAACAGAUGUUUCCUUCCCUAGUGAAGGUAUCCUAGUUCGUUUUGACGGGGCAACAAAAAUCCCUCAAGGAUGUGCAACUGGCUUCGUCGGCUUUUCAGGUGAUGGAAAUAUCACUUUUGCAGUUGGUAAAUUCUAUCAGGGCAUUUCAGAUGCCUAUAUAUCAGAAUUACUUGCUAUUCGUGAUGCUAUGAAAUGGUGUCUCACCCACAAUUUUUUUACUGUUGUUUUCUGUGGGGACUCUCAAUUGGUCAUCAAGGAUGUGACAUUAAAGAAGACUUCACAUUCAAGAGCGGGAGCUUUAUUAGAGGAAGUGCACUCUCUUCUUUCCUCCUUCCUAUCUGUCUCGUGUCAUUUUGCUCCUCGGAGCUUCAACAGAGCUGCCCACCUCGUGGCAAAACAGGCUCUUUUAUCGGGAGUCCGGUUGCAUACGGACUACCGUUCUCUUUUAGUGUCUUUCUUGUAAUUGUGUUGUCCGGCCAUGCCCUGGGGGCUUAUCUUGGAUAAAAAAAAAAUGUGAUGCAAAUCCUUGAGCUUGAUAUAGAAAUAGAAGAAAGGACUGAGAAAGUAUGGGAUGAGCGACCGACCGUAGCAGUAGAAAGAGCUUUCUUUGGAAAUCAUCAGGAAGCAUACAGUGGGAAUUUACUGCAGUUUAUGGGGACCCGACCUUAAUUCAAUGCCGGGACCUGUGGCUAUCUACGGCUUUUAACCCUGUUUGCAUAGGCUCGUGCACAGAUUUACGUUCAAUAAUCCCAGGGGCUAAUCAAAUGGGAGUUCGUCCGGCAGACUUUGGAGGCAACGAUGUUUUGUUAUAGCAUCUAUAACGGCCUCGGGUUUAGGGGGGCAACCCGGCAAAUAGACAUCUGCUCACACAUUCCAUAUCCAUAUAUGGAGUUCGAUAAAUUUUUUUGUUAUUCUGUAAACAGAAUAGAAAAUUUAUAAAAUUUUCGUUGCAAUGCAGCCAAAGUCGCAAUUCUAUGUAGAAACAUUUUGGUGAUCUAGAAGCGUAGAAACAUAAACUUUAAAGCGUAGAGUUUAACUACAAUUGUAAGUGAAAAAUGGGACAAUUGGUUGGAGUAAUGGAAAUUUUGAUGCAAAUGCUACAAGGAUGCAUAGGAGACCAAAGUGAAAAAUGUAUAAAUUAAUAUAAUCUUACUAAUUUGCGAUGAAAUUUUUAUAAAUAUUAAUCAACUUUUCUGAUGAAUAAUUGGAGAAGCGUUUUAGCUCGUUUAACACACAACCCAACUCCACCCUUCCAUCACUCAUCCAUCUACUGCACAAAGUCACCCAUUUCUAUAGUCAGACAUCGCCUGGAUUAUCACUAUGAUUAAUGGUAUCUUCAGUUCAUCGUAUGUUUUCUUAAUAUUGCGUAAUAAUAAUUUAAUGGAGCAAGAUCCAAAGGAUCACUUCAGUAUGCGAAUAAAUUAUUUGCUAUUUUUCCUUUUAUAAAGGUAGGGGUCAACACUAGAAUAUAUGUAAAGUAAACAUGAAGAAGUGGAACAAAAUCUAAUAUUCUAGGCAUUAUUGAACAUAUCUCAUUAUCUUCUCAAGAUCAGCGGAGCACAUCGAGGGAACUGGGAAGGAAUAAUACUUUUGUUGUCUAUAUAUCGUUUACUUUCUCUUUUGUGGUUUCCACUUUCCCCAAUGUCCAGUUCAAUUAGGGUCUCGUUUAAAUCGUAAUGUUGGUUUAGCAAGUGAUAAUUAUUCGGUCAGGCUGGUUUUUGACACAGUAUGUUGAAAAAAUAAAAAAAAUGUCAUUAA